AUGCCGGUAUCGAGCCACCCACCCACCAUGAAUCCCACUGUAGAGGAGGUAGAGGACGAGAGUAAGCCUAGUCCUGGUAGCGGUAAUUCCGAUACCGCGCAGCAGCCAUUGUCAUGGGCUGAGGUUUGCUCGCAGCAUGAAUCGCUGCUGGCAUCGCACUUGGCGCUGCUGCAGCAGGUCCAGGGCGAAGUUCCGUCCAAUGGCGACGCAUCGCGGUUGGUUUCCAACAUGCUGGAGCGGACGAAGAAGUUGAUGAUGCAGUUCAAGGUCAUCAAAGGAAAAUUUGUGAAGAACCUUGGCGCCGAGAAAAUCUCGCGCGCAGGUCCUGCUGAUCUGGAUAUGACAUCUUCCCAUCAGGAGGGUGAUUCGUCUGGAAAUGAUCUGCGGGCGAAAGGUCGGACGAAACGAGCUCGCACAGAGUGCAAUGAGAGGGAGAGUGCAAUACCGCUGGCCGCGGCUCAAGCUGUCCUCCCUGAGCAUCCCCGUCACCACAAGCGCAAGCGCCUGAUCAAGGUGCAAUCUGGGGAUGAGGUGGACGUUAGAAACAUCACCCCGGUGUCAAUUGAGACGGAAGACAUCUCCGAGGAAGUCCAACGACGACUGGCUAUUCGAGAAGAACAGCGCAGAAAGCGGAGCACCGCCAAAGUCGAGAAGCGAAAGAGAGACAGCAUGACCUCCACCGGGAGUGCAGCGUCUCCCGGAGCUGUUACGAGACAUCCCAGAAAAAAAAUGAGAGCGAUGGACAGCGCAUGA
Aspergillus saccharolyticus JOP 1030-1 is the source of this 753-nucleotide messenger RNA. RefSeq lists its product as uncharacterized. The coding region runs from base 1 to 753 and encodes 250 amino acids. The record is from RefSeq and is a predicted model, not a curated record. NCBI's taxonomy places the organism in Eukaryota, Fungi, Ascomycota, Eurotiomycetes, Eurotiales, Aspergillaceae. The transcript has 3 exons.